Strongylocentrotus purpuratus (purple sea urchin) is the source of this 651-nucleotide messenger RNA. Its product is annotated as circumsporozoite protein-like. NCBI's taxonomy places the organism in Eukaryota, Metazoa, Echinodermata, Echinoidea, Camarodonta, Strongylocentrotidae. Bases 1 to 651 code for a protein of 216 amino acids. The transcript is spliced from 3 exons. The record is from RefSeq and is a predicted model, not a curated record.
AUGCGGGGUUUUAACUUUAUGAGGACACAGUUCAUCUAUGGACCUUUUGUAGAUGAGUGUAUGACAUUGCAGGGUUUUAACUUUGUAAAGACACAGUUCAUCUAUGGACCUACUGUAGAUGUGUGUAUGACAUUGUGGGGUUUUAACUUUGUAAAGACACAGUUCAUCUAUGGACCUAAUGUAGAUACCCUGGCAGAAGUAAAAGUUGAAACCAUUGGAGACAAGAAUGAUGGACAGGCUGGAGGAAAGACAUCAAAAGGAGAGACCAUGGGAGACGAGAAUGAUAGACAGACCGGAGGAAAGACAUCAAAAGGAGAGACCAUGGGAGACGAGGAUGGACAGGCCGGAGGAAAGACAUCAAAAGGAGAAACCAUGGAAGACGAAAAUGAUGGAGAGACCAUGGGAGACGAGAAUGAUGGAGAGACCAUGGGAGACGAGAGUGAUGGACAGACCAGAGGAAAGACAUCAAAAGGAGAAACCAUGGGAGACGAGAAUGAUAGACAGACCGGAGGAAAGACAUCAAAAGGAGAAACCAUGGGAGACGAGAAUGAUGGACAGACCGGAGGAAAGACAUCAAAAGGAGAAACCAUAGGAGACGAGAAUGAUUCAACUGAAUAUGGUUUCACUACAUUGAGUGAUAUAGUCUACUGA